AUGUCCUUGAAUGUCGAUACAGCAAUGGAAGGCCCCAUAGGCUUAUCAUCGUUGGAAGAGCGAUGGAACAAUGCCAGCUUUGAUGAACUUUGGGAUUUUGAAAAUGACGCAGAAUUCGAUGCGGGUUCUCUCUUUUUGGCGAAUCCCACUGCCCUCUCAGAAUCGGCCGCUGUGAAUGCCGAGGCAUCCGAAGCGACCACAGUAGCGAAGGAUCAUGUCACAAAGGAAACAACGGCUCCAACCACCAAGAACAACACUGGAAAGGAAGAGAAACGCGAAGACAGUGUGGCAACUCCCGAGGCAACGGGCAGUAGCACAACAGCCAAGCAAAUCAUUCCCAACAAGAUGGACGCAGUCUUUGGACGUGGCAGAAAGAGAGAACAUGUUCGAAAUGGGUCCUUGUAUCGCGCCUUGAUUGAAAAACACUAUGUGCCGUAUAGCCAAUUGGACAAAAAGAACUUUGCUCGUCGUCGCAGAUACGUCCAACAGAACAUUCUAGACAUUAUUCUGAAAAACAAGGGUCGCUUCAUCAUGCGGCAGGGAUGUGCGCCUCUUGGAUCCCUCGAAAUGCGCCUCUUGGAUCCCACUGACAAAAAGGAUACGAGGCUGAUCUUCAAGAAAGUACAGAGAAGUCUAUUCAAUGAGAAAAAACGACGUCAGGCUAAGGGUGAGGACGUGGACGCCGCAUCCGCAUUAUUGGAAUCGACGGGAGACGACGCUUCCGAGAGCACAGUUCAUUCCACCAAAGACGAAUUCGAAGACGCCCCCCCGCCUGACGAAGUCCCAACAGAGGAAACAACAGAGGAAAAAGAGCCAAUCCAAGGUGAAGGUCUCGCGGGUGAUAUUCAACCCCAUUCUUUUGGAAACACAUCAUUCGACGCUCCUACCUGUGAACGAGAAAAUGGAAACGCGGAUGGUGAUACGACGAACCUUGAACCCCAAGUACAGGAACAGAGUCAUGAUCACAUCGAGACUCAUGGUGGUCAAUACGGCAAUAGCGUGGACUUGUCCCCAUCCAAAAAACAAGAACCGAGUGCCCAAGCCGCGGUCGUCGCAGAAGCAACCAUCGUUUCAAAACCAACUGCAAAAUAUCCUCCGGGCACCAAAGUGCACAAGGAGUUCCCUCCCUUUGGGUGGUACAGUGGACAAGUCGUUUCCUUUGAUGGACAAACUUACAAAGUCGUUUACGAAGACGAUGAUAGCGAAUAUCUCAACGAAACAGAUUUGGAUAUCAUUAUUGCUGCCAGUAGUACAGGAUAA
Molecule: messenger RNA, 1260 nt
Organism: Seminavis robusta
Lineage: Eukaryota; Bacillariophyta; Bacillariophyceae; Naviculales; Naviculaceae
Source: the annotation of a GenBank genome assembly